GGGAUCUCCCGAGUUCUUGCUAAUUCCGCAGAAUCGUGGGAACAGGGUCCUUGGUCGGAAAAUCCUACCGGACUUAUUUUGCGGAUGCUUCUAUUAUAUUAAAUCAUUGUCUGAUGCGGAGUAAAAAACGGUUUAAAUGUUAUAUUUGUUAGUAAUUAUAAAAGGCCUUAUCAGUGCGGAUAAUCUUGAUCUCGUGGCCAUAUACUCGAGCGGGUUAAGUAUUCAGCCAGUAAAGACGGCCGCGCGGUUGCGUACGCUUGGCGUUUGCCAUAAGACGCGCGAAAACUUUAAAAACUCCUAAAAUUUCAAAGAAAAUAUUUAGCUAUUUUUUUGUGGCUUGUUUUCUAGUUAACGUAUAAUUGUUUCGGUAGUUUUUAUUAAUUUACGUUAAAAGUAUGGUAUUCAUUAAAGAACAGGUACAAUAUCAAACUAAAGUCGUGUAACAACAAAGUUUUUAUUAAAACGGUGAUUUCAAAAUGAAACUAUUCUAAUAUAAACCUUAUAGUGCAAUAAACUGAAGUGCAAUGUGUGAAGUGAAGAAGUCCAGUAGCAUGUCGAAGACCGAGAAGGGAGGCAAGGAAGUGUUACCGAAGCCAGGAGAGACGUGGCGGAUCGUGAAGAAUGUUGUUAUCAUUAGCGUGGCGUUCAUGCUGCAUUUUACGGCUUACAGUGGGGCAGCCAAUCUCCAGAGCUCAAUCAACGCCGAGGCGGGGCUGGGUACCGCGUCACUGGCGGCCGUGUACGCGGGUCUCAUCUUCUCAAACAUCUUCCUGCCCGUGCCUGUUAUCAAAUGGAUGGGCACGAAGUGGGCGAUGUCUCUGUCGUUCAUAACGUACAUGCCAUACAUGGCGGCGCAGCUGUGGCCGCGGUUCUACACCAUGAUACCCGCCGGCCUGAUGGUGGGAUUGGGCGGCGGGCCGCUGUGGUGUGCCAAAUGCACGUACAUCUCUGUGGUGUCAGAGGUGCACAGCAAAAUAUCCAACAUUCCUGCCGAGGCACUCCUGGUACGUUUCCUGGGGCUGUUCUUCAUGAUCUUCCAGAUGAACCAGGUGUGGGGCAACCUCAUAUCUUCGCUCGUACUAUCAUCGUCCGAUAAUGCGGCGGCAGUGACAGCCGUGAACGAGACGAUGAUCCCGGUACUGUGCGGAGCUAACUUCCUGCCUAGCGCCGAUGCGGGCGAGGCGUUGCAAGCGCAGCCACAAGCGAAGAUACAGACCAUCGCCGGUAUUUAUCUCGCGUGCAUGGCCGGGGCGGCAUUGAUUGUUGCCGUCGGUGUGGAUUCUAUGAAGAGAUACGACACGGGUCGCAGCGGCUCUGGAGAAGGAAAAUCCGGCCUAGAACUCUUGGCUGUGACGCUUCGGCUAUUGGUGGAACCGAACCAGCUGCUCCUCAUCAUAAUUAAUAUCUUCAUAGGAAUGCAGCAGGCUUUCUUCGGCGCAGACUUUACUGCGUCGUUCGUGUCAUGCGCCAUCGGCACGGGCACGGUGGGGUUCGUCAUGAUGGUGUUCGGCCUGUCGGACGCCAUCGGCUGCGUCGUCACUGGGUACUUGGCUAAGAUUUCAGGACGCAUACCUCUGAUUAUCGGAGCGACAAUUGUUCACACUGGACUGCUGGCAACAUUGCUGGCGUGGCAAGUGCAGGCGGGCUCGGGCUACGUCAUGUACGCGAUCGCCGUGCUGUGGGGCCUGGCUGACUCUGUGUGGAUGGUGCAGAUCAACGCGUACUACGGUAUCCUCUUCCCCGGUCGCGAGGAAGCCGCCUUCUCCAAUUUCCGUCUCUGGGAGUCCGUAGGUUACAUCAUCGCCUACAUCAUCUCGCCCUACCUCCGGACCAGCGCCAAGACUUGGUUACUAUUCGUCAUGAUGGUGGUCGGAGUAGCGGGCUACUUCACCGUCGAGUGUAAAGAGAGCAGGGUUCAGAAGAAACUCGUAGAAAAGGAGAAGGAAUUGGGAUGUGAAAAGGGUUGUGAUAAUAUAGCUUUUCAGAGUAUUGAGAGGUUUUGAUUGAUGCUAUUUAAUCGUGUAAAAUUCGUCUUAGAAAGUUCUCAUCUUUAAGAUUCGCGUAAAAUUUAAAAACCUUACAACCUAAUCGAGUCAAAGCUCUAGUUCGUAUUCAAUUUUUAGUCUUGAGACUUUUUAGGGAAUUUCUUUGAAAAGGAAACACAAAAUUUACAAGGUUAUUUUAAUAUGCAUAUUGUGGCCAUACAAUUGAUGGUAAAUUGGUAAAAUUGGUAAUGUAUUAGACUCGAAAGAGACUAGAGACCAUGCGUCAAGUUUUUAUUUAAACUGAAGACUCUAGAUCAGGGGUUUCCAAACUGUUUACCUGAGGGCUACGGCCAGGAUUUUGGCUCUGAUGCUUUCCUUUUUGCGGGCCGGAUUGUAUGGCCUUUGUCUAUAUCUAUAUAAGCAAGGGCUCGCGGAAUCGAUGAGGCCCUCGGGCCCUAGUUUGGAGACCCUUGCCCUAGAAUAUAGAGCUUAGACGUUGAAGUUAAGUGAUAUUGUAAAUAGAAAUAUAUUAAUUAAAUAAUUAGUCGAUGUUAGUUAUGCGUAAUACACGUAUUGCGGGCGAUACAGUAUUUUAAAGUAACUACCUAUGUAUUAUUGAAUAUCUUAAAAUUUAUUGAUACGAAAGGUCAGUUAUGGCAAGGGCCAAUAAACCAACCUAUAAAUUUCCCGAUUAUAUUAUUCCUGACAGAUCACUAAAUUAUUUCCAAAGUUAUGCAAAAUGUAAAUAUCUAAUGAUUCAACAGUUUUUUUUACUAAAGGAUGCGUAACCGACAUCUUUCAUCUACUUUUUUAGAGUACCUCUAGGUAGGUACCUAUUUACCUAUGUGAAAUGUGAAUUUAUUUUAGUUAUGUUUUUAUUUUUAUUACAUAAGUUGAAUUAAAUUUUCACCUCAGCAGCUCGAACAAGCCUACUUUCGUCACUCCAGGGAGUGACACAAAGUAGCUUUUUAAUAUAGUGAAGGCCAUGAAUACAGGAAUACAAACUUUACUUGAUGUUAAUUUUUUUAACCUUUUUAUAUGUUCUCACUACUGAGGUGAAAAGUUGUAUGUGUCACACGAGAGCAAAGUUAUAUUACAUCUCGUGUUUUUGAGUCCUCUCAAAAUCAACACUCGCAAGAAAAACUAACUUUCCUCUCUUGAUGUUGCACAAAUAACUAUUGUCUUAUAGUUUAUAAUUCCCGAAGACAUAAGUUAGCAUAGAGUGCUCACUCCAUACAAAGACAAAAAAACUAUUAAUGAGAAGUUUUAACACUUUUAACCGAGCUUUGCGAAAACUUAUUUAUAAUAAGAUUUAAGCUUAAUAAGUAUUAAGUUUUAAGCAAGUUUUAACCUUUUAGCAAUGCGUUUUACCACACCUGCCACACAACUAAAUAUUAUUAAGUAAAAAAACUCACGUAUGGAGUGAGCACUCUAAUGCUUACUUAUUUCUCUAUGGUUCUAUUAACCCUUGGAGUGGUAGGCCGUCGGCUCCCGACCGAUUGCGUCAUUUAAAUUUCAAAUUUGAUUAAUUGAAAUAAUAUCAAAAUUCCUACAACUCAGUAUGUCACUUGAAGAGUUAAGUUUUCCAGUGAUAUACGAAUUAUAUUAUACCUACUAAGGUAUAGUGAUACUAUUUGUUUUGUGAUAUAAAAAUAAAUUUUAAAGUUAAUAAAUAA
Messenger RNA from Cydia pomonella (codling moth), 3661 nucleotides. Its product is annotated as UNC93-like protein. The record is from RefSeq and is a predicted model, not a curated record. The transcript has 11 exons. Gene Ontology annotation, cellular component: striated muscle dense body; plasma membrane. Gene Ontology annotation, biological process: regulation of potassium ion transport; regulation of muscle contraction. NCBI's taxonomy places the organism in Eukaryota, Metazoa, Arthropoda, Insecta, Lepidoptera, Tortricidae. Bases 525 to 2003 code for a protein of 492 amino acids. Gene Ontology annotation, molecular function: potassium channel regulator activity.